Messenger RNA from Macadamia integrifolia, 2348 nucleotides. RefSeq lists its product as uncharacterized. Bases 960 to 1709 code for a protein of 249 amino acids. The transcript has 3 exons. NCBI's taxonomy places the organism in Eukaryota, Viridiplantae, Streptophyta, Magnoliopsida, Proteales, Proteaceae. The record is from RefSeq and is a predicted model, not a curated record.
CUUGCUCUUUGGGAUUGAUUAAGACUGAUCACGAUCUAUUGUCUCUACAUUCUUCUACAAAUGAUAACCCAGAAAUCGAUCUUAUCUUGUUUUCACCCUCUCUCUCUCUCUCUCACAGUAACACCAGAGGACAAAAGCUUCUUGAAGGAGAUGAUUGUGGAGGUUGAUUCUUGUCUCCUGAGCUAGCUAGAUUUUGUUGCAGAAAGCUUGAGGAAGAGGAUAAUGAAGGUGUAAUUAAGUUGACAGAAGAUAGAGAGCACAAUUGAACACACGCAUGGAGAUUACUUGCGUUUGGGCAGUUAUGUGCUCUCUCUUCUUCUGUCAACAGAAAUUUCCCUCCUGGGUUUGCAUCAUUUUUCCUCCACCCCAUCUUUCUUCCCCUUCUGGGUAUCAAGUUGAUUCUAUUUUAGAGCCCACUACUUUUACCCACGCAGUUAAAGAUCCUAAGUGGCGUGAUGCAAUGGCUGCUGAGAUAGAUGCAUUGGAGCGCAAUUAGACUUGGAAUGUUACUACCUUACCAUCCAAUAAAAAACCUAUUGGUUGUCAAUGGGUCUAUAAAAUGAAAGCUUCGUGCCGAUGGCACUGUUGAUCGCUAUAAGGCUUGCCUUGUGGCGAAAGGCUUCACCCAAAUGGAGGGCCUAGAUUAUCAUGAGACAUUCGCUCUUGUGGCAAAACUCACUACUAUUCGUUGUUGGCUAGCCAUCGCCGCUAUCAAAGGUUGGCCUCUCAACCAGUUUGAUUUCAACAAUGCUUUCUUGCAUGGAGAAUUGAACGAAGAAGUCUAUAUGACUCUUGCCCCUGGAUAUUGUACAAAAAGUGAUCAUCGGGUUUGUCAUCUUCGCAAAUCCUUUUAUGGUUUGAAACAAGCAAGUCGCAAUUGGUAUGCCAAACUUUCAAAUGCAUUGAGCCAAGCUGGUUAUACUUAGUCUCCAGUUGAUCAUUCACUCUUUAUCAAGCACAUGACCACUGGCUCUACAUUUGUUCUUGCCUACGUUGAUGAUCUGAUCAUUAUUGGUGACGCUAUUGCUGAUAUUUCAUACUUACAAGCUCAGUUGGCCAAAUCAUUUCAAAUCAAGGACUUGGGUCCACUUCAAUAUUUUCUUCGUGUUGAAGUAUCUAGGUCUGCUAAUGGUAUUUUUCUCAGCCAAUGGAAAUAUGCAUUAGAUAUUCUGACUGAUAUGGGCAUGAUGGGGUGUCACCCUUCACCUUCUCCUAUGGAACAACAUCUUAAACUUAAUUUUCCUGAUGGGGAGCUAUUGUCAGAUCCAGCUCCAUACCUUCGACUCAUUGGUCGUCUUCUGUACCUCACCUUCACCAGGCCUGAUCUCAGUUACUCGGUGCAGGUUCUAAGUCAAUUUAUGCAAUACCCACGAAGUCCCCAUCUCGAUGCUGCUAUGCGUGUGUUACGUUAUCUUAAACAAAGCCCUGGUCAAGGUAUCUUCCUAUCUGCUCGGAGUUCCAUCCAGCUUUGUGCCUUCUCUGACUCUGAUUGGACUGGUUGUCCCAUCACCCGAUGCUCUACUAGUGGUUACUGUAUGCUUCUGGGUGCAAGUCCGAUAUCCUGGCAAUCUAAGAAGCAAAGCACAGUAUCUCGUUCUUCUGUUGAAUCAGAAUACCAUGCCAUGGCUCAGGCGUCUUGUGAGAUUCAAUGGAUAACAUAUUUACUUGCUGAUUUGGGAUACCCAGAAAUCAAUUCCGGCCACUCUUAACUCUGACAAUCAGGCAGCAUUACACAUCACUGCCAACUCGGUUUUUUACGAACGCACCAAGCAUAUUGAACUUGACUGUCAUUUCAUUCGUAAAAAAAUCCAACGUGGUAUUAUCCGAACAGCUUAUCUUUCUAGUUCAGGCCAACUUGCUGAUGUUUUUACCAAACCUUUAGGACAUGGUCGGUUACAUACUCUCAUUGGCAAGUUGGGUGGGUUGAAUCCCUAUCAACCCCCUCCACCUUGAGGGGGGGGGUAUUAUGGUAACAUAUCCACAAUUAUCUCAUUGACAGCAAGGUUGACCCACCAUCCAUAAUCACCUUUCCACCGUCCAUAACUUCCUCUUUGUCAAUACCUUGUAUAGUUGAUUGCCUAUUCACUUACCUAACUUUUCUUUAUGCUGAUCUCCCUAGCCAGGAUGUAUGGCUUAAUAGCAUAAGAUCCCCAGCGGCUCUUUACUGUUUUUCUAUAUAUAUUCUGGAAAGCAUUCUUCCAAUACAAUUAAGAUCCAUUAUUCUCCAUUUUAGUUAGUUCUUGCUGUAUUUUAUCACUUAAGUUUAAGGAGACAGUUUCCCUUUGCCCGCUGUAAAUGGAGAAUCUCUUGCAUAGGAUUUGGAUGUCAGAAUAGUGGCGAGGACAUUA